This is a messenger RNA of Bombyx mandarina (wild silkworm), 887 nucleotides long. RefSeq lists its product as uncharacterized. NCBI's taxonomy places the organism in Eukaryota, Metazoa, Arthropoda, Insecta, Lepidoptera, Bombycidae. The record is from RefSeq and is a predicted model, not a curated record.
UUUCUUAACACGUUCACUGCGGAACAGGCCCAAAUCAGCCUGCCGCGGAAUUUCACCUGGUGCGGACGAAGAAAACUAUGUCCCUCUCGCUGGUGCGGAACGAUUAUCUCAGGUGUUUGUAAAGGUACGACAAAGACAAAUAUAUAUUUGAGAUUGUGGUCAAAAGUAUAGGUGUUCCCUAUAAAAACAUCACGGCAGGCCUUUAUCGGCCUAUCACGCACUGACGGUAAAAAAUAUCAACUCGGUGCGGGAGGAGGCCUAUUGUGGCCCGCCGUCCCAACAGGCUGUUGGCGGCCCGAUACCGCACAGAGCGCCCGCCUCGCCAGUUAGUGUUGGGCAAGCUAUCGGAACUGACGUACGUCACGUUUUUUUUAUUCCUUAAAAUUAAAGGCACGAUGUCAGGCAACAAAAGAAAGAUAAAUAGAUAAAAAGAUAAAAAAGGUGUUGACUUCAGCGACCAAAUGUCUGCAUAUUAUUCUACAUUAAAAAGAGGGCUCAAAUGGUUCAGAAAAGUGGGUAUGGAAUAUUUGUUUGGCAUGGCGUUGGUAAACGCUUGGAUUAUAUACAACAUGAAAAAUGAGAAGAAGGUUUCAAAGAAAGAAUUUACAGAAGCAUUAAUACAAUCAAUUACUGGAAAAAAUAUAUGCCCUGAUAGAAAUCAAGUAACACCUACGGCCGAUCAUAUCCUUGAGAUGAGCGGUAAACGGCGAAAUUGUGUAGGGUGCUAUGAAAAACUGCGGGAAACCAUGAAGAGUUCCGAGGUGAAAAGGAAAGUAAAAAAAAUUAAAACAUACUGCAGAAUGUGCAAGCAAAAUCUUUGUGCGAAAUGUUUUAAAGACAGCCAUUAAUAAAUAAUUAAAUAAACAAUUUUUAUUUCUUUACUUUAA